UCACUUCAAACCAACCCUCUCUAGCUUUCCCCUUGCUCUUUCAGCUUUCCUUUUGCUUACUAAGAAAAAAAUGGCGGAAGCAAUCCUAUUUGGUCUUGCACAAAAAAUGAUUGAAAAUUUGGGUUCUCAGACUUUCCAAGAGAUUGGAUCACUAUGGGGUGUCAAAGGUGAGCUUGAAAAAAUCAAGAACACUGUGUCCACAAUUCAAGCUGUACUUCUGGAUGCAGCGGAGAAACAGAGUCAUGACCAUCAAGUCAAGGACUGGCUCCAAAAGCUCAACGAUGCAGUUUAUGAUGCAGAUGACUUGUUAAGUGAGUUUUCCACUGAAGCUAUGCGGCGAAGAGCGGUGAGCGGGAAUAAAGUCACAAAAGAGGUACGCACUUUCUUUUCAAGUUCAAACCAACUAGCUUUUCGUGGUAAGAUGAGUAGUAAAAUAAAGGCAAUGAGGCAAAAACUAGAUGCGAUAGCAGAAGAUAGGAAAAACUUUCGCUUGGAAGAAUACGGUGUAGAGACAAAUGUUGUGAGUAGGAAGAGGGAACCAACUCACUCAUUUGUACGUGAAGAAAAAGUUAUUGGGAGGGAAGAUGAUAGAGAGGCUAUCAUAGGCCUAUUAUUUGACUCUAAUGUAGAAGAGAAUGUUUCGGUCAUUCCCAUUGUGGGGAUAGGGGGACUUGGGAAGACUACACUUGCUCAAUAUGUGUACAAUGAUGAGAAAGUCAAAAAAUGUUUUGAGUUAAAAAUGUGGGUAUGCAUUUCUGAUGUCUUCGAGUUGAAAAUAAUUAUUGAAAAGAUAAUAGCAUCUGCUACAGGUAAUGCACCUGGAAAUCUGGAAAUGGAUCAAUUGCAAAGGCAACUUCGUGAAAAAAUUGAUCGAAAAAAAUACUUACUAGUAUUGGAUGAUGUAUGGAAUGAAGACCGUGGAAAAUGGCUAAACUUGAUAGAUAUUUUAAUGGGUGGUUCAAAAGGAAGUAAGAUUAUAAUAACCACUCGUAGUAGAUUGGUUGCAAAGAUUACACACACAGUUUCACCAUAUAUUCUUAAAGGUCUCUCCGAAGAACGGUCAUGGUUUUUAUUUGAGCAAGUGGCAUUUAGUAAAGGGCAAGUGACCAAUAAUCCUACAUUAGUUACAAUUGGAAGGGAGAUUGUAAAAAUAUGUCAAGGGGUACCCCUUGCCAUAAUGUCCAUAGGACAUGUGUUAUAUUGUACGGAAACAGAAUCUGAAUGGUCACUCGUGAGGAACAAUUUACUAGCAAAUGUACUUGAAGGAAAUCAUGAGAUUUUUCCAAUUUUAAAAUUGAGUUAUGAUAAUCUCCCAUCACAUUUAAAGAGUUGUUUUGCUUAUUGCUCUUUGUUUCCCAAAGAUUAUGAGAUAGAUAAGGAAACAGUGAUACAACUAUGGAUAGCACAAGGGUUUGUCCAAUCAUCAAAAAAAAAUCAACAAUUAGAGGAUGUUGGUGAUAAGUAUUUCAAAGAUUUACUUUGGAGGUCCUUCUUUGAAGAAGUAGAGACUUACAAAGGCUUAAGAUACAAGAUGCAUGAUUUAAUUCAUGAUCUUGCGGAAGCUGUUGCAGGCGAGGAGUGUAGGCUUGUUAGUUUUGAUGGCAAAAAUAUUAAUGAAAAAAAUCAUCAUGUAUCAUGUCCAUUUUACAUUGGCUCAUCUUUUAUUGAAUCUUUAAGGUUUUUGGUUAAAGCAGUCAAGGUGUGUUCAUUUCUUCUGACAUUUAGUGAGAUGCACUCCGGUGCCUUGGAGGAGUCAAUGUUGAAUACAAUUAUUUUGAGUUUCAAGAGCUUGCGUGCAUUAGAUUUACAUGCAUUGAAGAUUACAUCAAUACCAAAUUCUAUAGGGAAGUUAAUACAUCUAAAGUAUCUUGAUGUUUCUUUUAAUGAGGAUAUUAAAACUCUCCCUGACUCAAUUACUACAUUGUUGAAUUUGCAAGUACUAAAACUUUAUGAUUGUAAAGGUCUUAAAGAAUUACCCAAAAAGUUUAGAGAAUUGGUUAGCCUCAAACAUCUUUAUAAUCAUGGUUGUGAUAAUUUGAGUCAUAUGCCUCAUGGAUUAGGGCAAAUGACUUCACUUCAAACAUUACAAUUAUUCAUUGUGAGCACCUCCUUCCACACUAGUGGAUUAGGCGAAUUGAAGGAGCUAAACAACCUUCGAGGAACAUUAGAGAUCUCACAUUUGGAUCGGUUGAAAGAAGCUAACUCAAAAUCCAUUGUUGUGAAUUUAAGGGAGAAGCAACAUCUUGAAAAAUUGAUAUUAAAAUGGAGUCAUCAAGAUCAGGUAGAUUAUAAUGAAGAUGAGAAGUUAUUAGAAGAUCUCCAGCCACACCAAAAUCUCAAAUAUUUGGAAGUGCAACAUUACAAGGGUGUGAAAUUUUCAAGUUGGGUCUCUUCUUUCAUAAAUCUUGUUGAUUUAAGGAUAGAAAAUUGUGAGAGAUGCUUAUAUCUACCACCAUUGUCUCAUCUCCCCUUUUUAAAAUCUCUAAGCCUUGUUAUGAUGAGUGAUUUGGAGUACAUAUCCGAUAAUGAUAUGAGUAAAGAGGUGUCUGCUUCAUCCACAACAUUAUCAACAACGUUCUUCCCAUCUUUAAAGUCACUCACAAUAGAGGCAUGUCCUAAUUUAAAGGGAUGGUGGGGGAGAACAGGGAGGGAUUUAGUUGCAACAUCAUCUGCGUUAACACCAGAUCAUCAACAGGAUCAGUCUCACCACUCACUGCCCUUAUUUCCUCUUCUUUCUUAUUUGCGGAUUAGUAAUUGCCCUAAAAUGACUUCCAUGCCCCUGUUUCCCAAUCUCGAAGAAUCUCUAUAUUUAAAGAAUUUCAAUUUGAAGCCUUUGCAAGAGACAAUGUCAAUGACUUUUUUAAUUCCCUCUUCCUCCUCUUCAUUGUCCUCUUCUUCUCCUCUCUCCAAAUUAAAUGAAAUGACUUUGGAAUCUAUAGAAGAUAUAGAGUCUCUUCCGGCUGAGUGGGCACUACAUUCUCUCAAGAAACUAUAUAUUCGGAAUUGCUCUAAACUAACCUCUAUAUCUGGAGCGGUACGUUAUCUCACCUCCCUCUGUGUGCUAUAUAUUACCUGUAAGGAGUUCGAUCCAUUAAGAGACAUGCAUGACGAUGGCAUGGAAUGGCGAUGCCUCAAUUGCCUCCGUGAGUUAUAUUUGACUGGUCCGAAACUGAAGUCUCUCCCUGUAGGUCUUCAAUAUAUUUCCACCCUAAAACUGCUCCGCAUUGGCUACUGUCCCAAUCUAAUGACUUUGCCGGAGCUCAUCUCACUUGAAAUGCUUUCGAUUUAUAGAUGCGAGCCUAAUCUGACAUCACUUCUCGAGAUUAGUUGUCUCACUUCUUUACUUCGUCUGGAAAUUGUAAACUUUCCCAAUUUGAUUACUUUCCCCGAAUCAAUUAGGUAUCCAAUCUCACUUGAAAGGCUUACCAUUUGGGAUUGUCCCAAUCUCACAACACUACCUGAUGAUGGCUGUCUCAAGUCUUUAAGAAAACUGGAUAUUUUUAAUUGUCCUCGGAUAUCGGAAAAAUACAAAAAUAAAAUCGAUAAGGAUUUCCCUAAUUUGGAAAUCAGAGGGUUAUGAGACCACAGCAGCAAACGGCUCUACUUCGUCUUCUACAACGGCCACUCCCCUCUUUCACUUGCUUCAUGGAGAUAAUUAUCUGAAGAAUUUGAACAAGUUGGGCAAUAUGGUCAUAGGAUAAAUCACUUGGAUAGUUUCAAGAUUUGGGAAGUUGAUGCAGCUAAGAAUGAAUUGGAAACACAGAAUGAAAGGAGGUGUAUGUAUCUGGGCAUAUUCAGAACCAUAUGAAAAAGUGCAACAAGUCAACAGCUAAGGCGAAGUAUACUCGGGAAGGCAGUACUCAAUUUCAAGCCCUUAACUUCUUCAAAAAAGCUACUCUCUUGUUGUUUGAUGGUCAGGGGAAGCAUUGGGAACCCCAAUUUCUUUCUUCGGAGCCGUUUCUUUUCCUGUCCCCUGCCCUGGCAUGGUGCUUUGCUUCCGGUUCUUCGGAAAAAUCAACUGACUUCCACACUUGUCAUAUAUUCCAUACAUCACACUAAAUAGAUUGAAGUCUGGCACUUGUUGAUAUUUUGAUAACAUCUGGUGGGAGAUCAUUAUUUGACAACCACCAUCUAGGAAGCGGUUUUAUAUUCAGGUAGAAAUUGGAGGGAAAUGGUCCAAGACUGCUCGAAUCCUUAAUUGAAUGUAUUUCAGAAGGAUGUUCUGGUCCACUAUUACUACAGUAUAUGGAAUAUAAAAACAGACCAGAGUUUGUGAUCUCCAAAGUGAGUUGAUACUCCAAUUAUGUAGUUUGGCAUGGAUAAAGAUCACAACCAGGUGUUAACAGAAGAGUUGUUCCAUUUCAAGAAUGGCUUCAUUAUGCUCACAGCUGAUUCCUUGGAUAUUUGACAACUUUUUAAAGAAGCUAUUAAAAAUUUUCAACCUAAACAGGUUUAGUGAACUUAUCAGUUAUUGAAUUCUGUAUGCAGGAACUUUGAAUUUGGAAACAGACAGUUUUUAGUGAAUUUACAGCAACUACAAGAAGAUAAAUAGGUUGAAUCAGAUGAAGACUGUACCUUGGUGUUAGCAACAAGAUUACUGCCUAUCUUCAGUUAAAGUUCAAUUUCAGGGUGACUGGUUCUUAGACUUUGCAGCCACCCUCUGUGAAACCUAAGCUGAUUGCAAACAUUUAUCUUGGUGUAAUUGUUUCAAUAACAAAACAAGCUUGUGAUGUUUUUUUUUUUUUUUAAUGCUUUUCAAAUUGGAACCCUUUUACCAAUAUACAUAACUGUACUUUAAAGCAUCCAUAUGAACUUAAUUAUAAGAACUAUCUUGAGAAAUAUUUUAUAGGGAUUAAACAUCUAGAAUAUGCCAAUUAUCAAGAAGAAUCAGAUAAUCUGAAGAAAUUUCUGUGGAAAUCUGAUGAUGGGAUGUAUUGCUUGGAUAGUUUCAGGAUUUGAGAAGCUGAUGCAGCUAAGUUCUUGAGGCUGGAGAUGAUGUAUUUGAGGUACGUCCUACCUUGGCCGACACUCAUCUAGGAGGUGAUGAUUUCGACAAGAGAAUAAACUUUAAGAAAGAUGAAGGCAUAGAUCUUCUGAAUGACAGGCAAGCUCUACAACAUCUCAUGGAGACUGCUGAGAAAGCGAAGAUGGAGCUGUCAUCUCUGACUCAAACCAAUAAUAUUAGUUUACCUUUCAUUAUCGCCAUUCGGAUGGCCCAAAACACAUUGACACCACGUUGACUAGUGUCAAAUUUGAAGAACUGUGUUCAGAUUUGUUAGACAGUCUAAUUGCCUGCUUAAGUUCACUGGAUUACAACUCAUAAGCUUUGAGCACCAGUUGAAACUUCCUUGAGAGAUGCAAAGCUUUCCAAAGAUAUGGAUGUAAUUCAACUUGUAUCCCAGCUGUUUAGGAGCUGAAAAAUAUGGAUGAAGUUUUUGUUCUUGGGGCUGUAGUUCAGAAGGACUUGAAACUUUGGGUGGUGUCAACUUCACCAACUUCCAAACCAGAGGUGUUCUCCACCGCAGCAGAUGGACAGACCAGUGAAGAGAUUAAUGUCUAUCAGGGUGAGAGAGAGUUUGUGAGGGACAACCAGUGCUAGCACCAUGCCAAGUGAUGGGGUGGAUAGGAUGGUUAAAGAAGCUGAAAAUUUUGCAAAAGGAAGACAAGGAAAAGAGGGAUGCUGUAGACACAAAGAAUCAAGCUGACUUAGUUUUGUACCAAACUAGAAGCAACUAAAAGAGCUGGAAGAAAAUGUUCCUAGCUAGACAAGGAGAAUGUAGAGGCUAAAAGGUCAUGGAUGCCAUCUCUGGUGGUUCUACCCAAGCCAUUAAAGAUGCAAUGGCUGUCCUGAAUCAGGAAAUUAUGUAACUGUGGUAGUCAAUGUUGAUGUUUAGCUUUUAUCGGAUUGACUUCUUUGCAUGGAUGGCCACUAUUGUGUAGCCUUGAAUUAUGUUAUAGUUGAGAGAGAACUCUUUGAUAUAGAGUUAUUUGGGUGUAUUGGGGUUUGGGUUUGUGAGAGUGGGUCUACACCGUUUUCGUACUCUCCAUAUUUAUUAGUGAAACUUUCUCCUUGUUACUGUCCGUGGAUGUAGGCCAAAGGCCGAACCACGUAAA
This is a messenger RNA of Quercus robur (English oak), 6114 nucleotides long. RefSeq names its product putative disease resistance protein RGA4. The record is from RefSeq and is a predicted model, not a curated record. The transcript has 15 exons. Lineage: Eukaryota; Viridiplantae; Streptophyta; Magnoliopsida; Fagales; Fagaceae. Gene Ontology annotation, biological process: defense response to other organism. The coding region runs from base 71 to 3580 and encodes 1169 amino acids. Gene Ontology annotation, molecular function: ADP binding.